ACAAUACAAUGGGUCGUUCCUCUGCUGUGAAAUGUUGAUUAUAAGACUUAUAAGACUAAAAACAAACUGCGUGAGUUUUUGUUUUUAUAAUAAUAAUAUAAUAAUUUUAGUUUACUGACAGUUAUGACCUGAUGUAUCAAAUUAAUGUUUAUUGAAGUCUGUUCUAUUCAACACCUGGAGUUAAGUUUUUUUUUUUUUCGACCCUCUAAAUAAUUUAAAACCUGUUGUGUUAUUUGGUAACAUUGUAACUGAAGUGUUGUUCCAUAUAAUCUGAUGUCAUCAAGAAAACAACGUUACGAUUCUGCUUUUCCCACAGAUCUUGAAACAUUUGGUACAUCUAGGUCUGUGCUCCAAUUACAGUCGGAUCCUCGGCGCAUGCGUACAUUCUAAAAAACGAUUUGCACAACAGCGAAGCAUCAAAGAUGGCGGGAGCCCCCGACCCGCUGGAGGACAUGCUGUCCACCGAGGUGGACGAGAAGGCGGUCAGCGACCUGGUGGGCUCCCUGGAGUCCCAGCUGGGCGACAGAAUACCCCCCGCGGCUUCUGAUCCAAACGGGAAGCGGGACGUGGCGGCGGCCGGCCACCUCUCAGGGAAAGCUGGGUCUUCGGAGCCUCAACAAGGGCACCAAACCGCGGGGUCGACCCGGGAACCCGGCGCCAACCAGCCUCUGUCCGGGCAGAACGUUCCCUCCUCUGUUACCGCCGGGACAAUAAGAAAUACCGGAACCGGUUUGCAAACGGCAGGAGCGCCCUCUCUGACCGCUUUACCCGGACCGGUAACUCUGAGCAGCCAGCCCGCUGCUAGCUUCACCCGGGCUGCUGUCCUGGCUCCCAGUCCGGUGGAGGCAAUCCGGACCUCCUCUCCCAGCUUACAGUCCCUAAACGGCAACGCAGGAGCCAGUAAGGUUGAGGGUUCGCCCGGUCACCCUCCACCCAGCGGGUCCAUGGCUUCACAGCCCGGACUCCCUGCCCCUCAGUCCCCGGCGGGCACCCCCGCUGUGACCCUGCAGGGACACCCCAGCCCUGUGAUCAGCACCACCCAGAACGGUUUGGACCCCAAGGGUUCAACUUCCCUAUCAGCCGCUCAGGUCCUGAACCACAACAACCCUCUAAUACACACCAAGAUGCUUGUGACUAGCACCCCGCCUCCAGCUGCAGCCCAGGCCUCCAUCAUCCAGACCCAAACUGGGUCUGGCACACCGCUCACCGGGGCCAAAUCUGCCAUCAAUGGGAUGGCUCAGUCUGGUGUAGCAGUGGUGAGGCCCCCUGGUGCUCCUGUUGGGGCGGCCACUUCCAUCCAGCCACAGCGACCCGGGCUGGUGACCGCUACAACCCGGACAGCUGCCCCACAGACCACCCUUGCUGUUCGGCCUCAGCAGCAAACCACUAUCCAGCUGCCCCCAGGCUUCACCAUGCCUCCAGGUAUGGUUCUGGUCCGGACUGAGACGGGUCAGCUGGUCUUGGUUCCUCAGCAGGCUCUGGCCCAGGCUCAGGCCAAGCUGCAGCAGGGUCAGACAGUGGUCACUCAGAGACCUGCGGCGCCACUGGCCACACCCACCAUCCGGGUCAGCACUGCCACCACGGUGCCCGGAGCCCCACAGACGGUCCGGCUGACCUCACCCACUCCCACCAGAAUAGUCCCGUCUCCUUCCACCACCUCUGUACAGCCCCUCACAGUUAAUGCUGCUGGGGCUGUGAAGAUGCCGGUGCCUCAGAAGACGUCCACAGCAUUCACAGCAGGAAUGACGCCUGCAGCCAAGCCCGCUAUCCUAACCCCCACCGCCACGACCACUGCCCCGCCCGGUGCCAGGGUCACUAUGGUGUCACAGGAAAUGCAGGAAAACGUGAAGAAAUGCAAGAACUUCCUGUCCACGCUCAUCAAGCUGGCAUCCCACAACUCCCCGUCCCCAGAGACGUCCAAGAAUGUGAAGGCCCUCGUUCAGGACCUGCUUGACGCAAAGAUUGAACCUGAGGAGUUCACGUCUCGGCUGCAGGCUGAGCUGAAGUCCUCCCCACAGCCCUACCUCAUCCCCUUCCUGAAGAAAAGCCUCCCUGCUCUGCGUCAGACUCUGCUUAACAGCCAGCAGUCUUUGACAACAGCUCCACCCACCACCUCAGCUCCACUUCCGGUUGCACCCGGAUCCGUCACUGCAGCCACCAUCAGGCCGCGGCUUCCACUCAACGCCACAGGAACCGCUGUCCGCUUGAACCCGCCCGUCGCCAACACGCCGGCUGUGGCUGUGGGCAGAGCUGCAGUCCAGACUAUCCAGACCCGGCCUCCUGUGGUCCUCAGUCAGCCGCUCAGGCAUCAAGCCACACUCUUACGAGGACCCUCAACCAUGGCAGGUAAACCUGCUGGCCACCUGACGACUCUGGCCAAUCAGAAGAAACCGACUGACCCAGGGGGCGGGACUUUCAGAGAUGAUGAUGACAUCAACGAUGUGGCAUCGAUGGCCGGGGUCAACCUUAACGAGGAAAACGCCCGUAUCCUAGCAACUAGCUCGGAGCUCGUUGGCACAAAGAUCCGGUCCUGUAAGGACGAAUCCUUCCUGCCACCGGGCCUGCUACACCGCCGUAUUCUGGACUCAGCCAAGAAGCUGGGCGUCACCGAGGUGCCGCUGGACGUCGUGAACCUCAUCUCGCACGCCACCGAGUCCAGACUGCGCUCGCUGCUAGAGAAGGCCUCUGUGAUCGCUCAGCACCGCGCAGACGGAGCAAAGGAUGAAGGAAACCUGACCUACGAGCAGACGUCGGACGUUCGAUCCCAGCUGCGGUUCUUCGAGGCGCUGGAGCGGAUGGAGAAACAGCGGAAAGACGAGCAGGAGCGAGAGAUGCUGCUGAAGGCCGCCAAGAGUCGGGCCCGACAGGAGGAUCCGGAGCAGGCUCGCCUCAAGCAGAAGGCUAAAGAGAUGCAGCAGCAGGAACUGGCUCAGAUGCGACAGCGAGACGCCAACCUCACAGCCCUCGCCGCCAUUGGGCCAAGAAAGAAACGCAAGCUGGACUCAGGAGGCGGAGCUUCAGGGGGCAGCGAGGUUACGUCAGGAUCCGGUUCCAGCUCCUCUGCCUCCUCAUCCCGGCAGCAGCUCCGGCAGCGGAUCACUCGGGUUAACCUCAGGGACUUCAUCCUGUGUCUGGAGCAGGACCGCAGCACCGCUCGCUCUCUGACGCUCUACAAGGCCCUGCUGAAGUGAUCAGUGCCCCCUCCUGGUCCUCCAGCUACGACAGGGAGGGAGGCGGGUGGUGCAGAUGGUGGUCCAGUCUGAGUCUGUUCACCUUCAGUUCUGCUGGUCCGCCUUCCAUUACUCAUGACGGCCCAGUUACAGAGCACUGCUGGUAAAGGAGCACUCCCAACCACCAGAACAGUUUCUGCAGAGCAGGACUGGAACCAGCAGCAAAAAGCUGAAGGUCCUGUUGGAUUUUACCUGUUUAGUUUGGAGAUCUGAAGAUAAGAUGGUUCCACCUGUCAGCAGCUAAUGGUUUCGCUUAAAACAACCCAAUGUUAGGUUCUGUUCUUAGCCUGACAGGGGAAAAUCUUUCUGAAUAGAACCUGAGGCUUUUUGUCAGCCCGAAUACUCGUUAAAACAUUUCGUUCAGAACUGAACCAGAAUCAUGUCAGAACAUAAAUAUUCUCACUCAGGGACAGUUUGGUGAUCCAAUCACUCAGGAUCAGUCACGUUGAUCGGCCUGAUAAACUUGAUUGAUUCUCAGCGAUCGGUCAAAGAACCUCUAAUAAGCCUCAAGCAUGUCGAUUUAACUCCAGAACCCCUUUUGGACUGAAACUCCUGCAGAAGCCCAACCUCAUUUGGGAACCAGGUGGAGAACAGGUGAUAAAUAAUGCAGGUGUGGGGUUGAGCAGGUGGAAUGCUCCUUUAACUGCAGCAGGUUUGUUGUAACUUCCUGCCAUGUUGGUCUGCGAGCUGUUCUGAUUGGUUGCCAGCAUGACCACGCUCCCUCCAGAACUCAGCGCUGUACCUGAACAGGUGCCUUCUGAUUGGACGCUGACUGCGAGCUGUGUUUUAAAUGUUCCUGAUGGUUGGCUUGGUCAGAGGAAGCUGCCAUGGUUUUAGACUGAGUGGGUGAGACAGACAGACAGACAGGUUUAAAGGAUCAGUUCAAAAAUUCACUUCCUGAUGAUUUCAUCAACAAUCUGCUGAUCAGACAAGAACUGAUGGAGACCAAUUGAUUGGUUGUCAGGAGAAAAUUCCUUUAUGUGACAAGUUGGAGCGUUCCCCUGCAGGGAGCUGGUUCUCCGACACACAGAAACUCUCUCAGGUUCUGAAGGUCCGACAUUCCUCCAUGGUCUCCAUCCUGGCAGACUGGGACAGAGCUGACCCGGAACAUGGAAUCUGAAAAACUGUGUAGAGCAGUUGGACUUUUUAAGCUUUAACAGCUUUUAGUUUGGAUUCAGCUCCUGAGCUUCAGGACUUAUUUAUAUUUCCUACAUUCAGCCUGAUGCAGUUUUACACUGUUUGUACCUUUGUUACAAAAUGAAAUAAAGAAAAUGAAGAAGAAGAA
This is a messenger RNA of Girardinichthys multiradiatus, 4515 nucleotides long. RefSeq names its product transcription initiation factor TFIID subunit 4-like. The coding region runs from base 423 to 3191 and encodes 922 amino acids. Lineage: Eukaryota; Metazoa; Chordata; Actinopteri; Cyprinodontiformes; Goodeidae. Gene Ontology annotation, biological process: transcription initiation at RNA polymerase II promoter; DNA-templated transcription. Gene Ontology annotation, molecular function: DNA binding; RNA polymerase II general transcription initiation factor activity; protein heterodimerization activity. The record is from RefSeq and is a predicted model, not a curated record. Gene Ontology annotation, cellular component: transcription factor TFIID complex. The transcript is spliced from 15 exons.